This is a messenger RNA of Aspergillus saccharolyticus JOP 1030-1, 4176 nucleotides long. RefSeq names its product putative VPS9 domain protein. Gene Ontology annotation, cellular component: late endosome; plasma membrane; early endosome. Bases 208 to 4119 code for a protein of 1303 amino acids. The transcript is spliced from 3 exons. Gene Ontology annotation, molecular function: phosphatidylinositol binding; guanyl-nucleotide exchange factor activity; SNARE binding. Lineage: Eukaryota; Fungi; Ascomycota; Eurotiomycetes; Eurotiales; Aspergillaceae. The record is from RefSeq and is a predicted model, not a curated record. Gene Ontology annotation, biological process: early endosome to late endosome transport.
CUAAUUUCUUUGAAGAGCGUUCAUAUCUGGGCCUUUUUGUCGUUGCCAAAGACUCUGUUUUGACCUGCGGGCGCAUGCGCCGGGGCUGCUCAUCUGCGACAAUCCAGCAGCGGAGAACCCCCUCCACCCCCCCCAUUACGAGACCGGUCUAGAAGGCUUGAUGAGUGCCAGAGAUCCUGAGUUGGGCCGUCGUCCAAGACCGUUUGGAUGCACCCUUUAAACCCUUUUCUUCGUGCCUUCUUCCGAAGCACUGUUCCGGGGCAGUGUAUACCCAUCGAGAAUCAUGUCCUCCUCGUGCCUGUGACGGAAUCCUUGGUUGGAUCGCGCGACCGCGAGUCCUCCCUAUUCUACUCGGACCUAGUUGUUUCGGAAGAAUUUCUCGGAAGCCAUACCUUACGUAUACCAGUCGCUUCUGGGACUGGCGGGGGCAAAGAUGACUCGAAUAUACGGGACAGCAGAGGCAAGGCCAAGCAGGUGACAACGGUGAAUGGACGAACCGUCAUCAUCAAGGAGAACUCAGUGUACAGCAAUAAAGGUUUCAAAUCGCUAAGCCAAGCCCAGCUGGUGUCUGACGCGUUAUAUUACACCAACAGUAAUGACUCCCAGCCUUGGCUUAUUUACUACAUCUCUCGUCCAUUGAUCGGCUCGUUUGACCCCGGAAGGAUCAUUACUGCCGUAGUGCCAGGGGCACACCCAAAACUCACCACAGUGAGUAAUGGGAUCAAAACCGGCGAGUCGGUCUCCUCGCCCCCGAAGAAAGAGAUCAAGACCUUUGGAGAAUUGCUGGCAAAUUUUCCAAUGAUUGCAAGGCAGAUGCAACCUGGUUUGGAACGGCUAUUCAAGGAGUUCGGGAAAGAGCUAGGCAAACCUCUCCCUCCCCCUCCAUCGCGAUCUCCUGUGAUGUUUGAAGAAUAUGAACGGAAGCAGAGCCGUGAGGAACCAUCUUUCGAUGAAGCUGCUUCCAUCCGCUCCACACGCAGCAGGGAAGGGCUUCCGUUCAAUUCUGAAGAGUAUUUUGAGGAUGACGAAGAUUUAAUGCGUCGCAGCCUCGAGACAGCUGUCACGGCUGCCAUCGACUUGUUCCGGUUGGUGGACAAACAGCAAUUGUCUUUCCUUGGUGCCACCACUGAUCUCACCGGACCAUUGGUCGAACGGCUUAUUGAGCGUUAUGUGGCGGAGCAGGUGCAUGAAAAGCUACUCUUUCCCCGACUCUGCAAGUUUCGGCUCCCGGAAGAUGCUGAGUUGGAUUCUCGCAUUCGAUACAUGGAAAACAUUGAUAUCUCCCAAGUAGGUAUUGUGGUGGAAGGAGGCCGAGAGGGCAAGCGAGAAUUAUUGCAACGGCUCGGUAGAGCAGUUGAGGAGUUCCGCAAGAUGCUUGAUGCCAAAUGCCCUCACGACAUGCUAAAUACCUUGCUCGAGACAGUCAAAAUUCUGUCUUACCCGGGCAGCUAUAGUAAAACGGAUUCGCAUUCCUCAGAAAAGCAAUUUGCGCCAGUGACCAUCAACGCAGACAUUCUAGUCUCAUUGUUACUCGUCGUUGUGAUAAGAUCUCAGAUCAAGAACUUGCAGGCCCGCUUGAUGUAUAUGCAACACUUCAUCUAUAUUGACGAUGUCGACAGUGGUGAAAUGGGCUAUGCACUGAGCACUCUUGAGGCUGUUCUUACUUAUUUGGUGACGGAUUCCGCCGGCCUUCGAAGGGCGAGUAUCAGAAAUAAACGUUUGUGGAAUGCCACCAAGCACGGGCGUGUUGUUGAUAUGAAAGCGAUUCUGGAGCCUAAUUGUGAUCAAGAAUCGAUAGAUGACCUCCCGUGUGAGCCUGAAGAAAGGGUUGUUUUGUUUAAGACAAGAGAUGACGAGGAUUCGAGCCCGAUUUCACAGUCAUCUGCGCUAAUACGUGAUGAUCCGCCUAGUGCAUUUGGCGAAGAUGGAAUGGCAUCUACUAAUGGUGAUUCCGAAGCCCCCCCUCUUUCGCACGUCUUUCCCUUCCAGACAUGGGCGAACAUUUCGCCUCCGAUAGAAGUGCGACGUCCAAUCAAGAAAGUCUCAAUGGACGUGCGUAGCCUGUCCGGAUCAUCUGCCAUAUCAUUCGCCUCCCGAACAACUACAAUGGAGUCGAUCACAAGCGCAAUAGAAGGUGACAGCUCGAUUGAGACUCUGACCAAGACGCAGGAUCCUGCUGGUGAUUCGAUUCCAAUGAUGGCCGUGGAAAGUCGCCAACCGGAAGCUCUGAGAUACCUACUUAGCCUGCAAGAAUAUUACCCUCUGGAGGAUAUUCUCGAGGAUUCGAACACUGAUGGCACAACACUAUUGAGUGCUGCAGUUCAGCUUGCUCACACUGACAUUGUGGAGAUCCUGCUGGAUUAUCUUUUCAAUGCAACUGAUAAGCACACCAUUGCCUCGUACAUGCAGAAGUCCGAUAUGCAUGGACGUACUGUUGCCCAUUACCUAUUCAGCACACCGUCUGUGAUGCAUAGACUCGAGGGGCUCCUUCCAUGGUGCCAACGCGAUAAGCAUGGGCAAACUCCGCUUUUUGCAUUGUGCCGUUCUUAUGACCACCCUGACUAUAAGUCAAUGGUUAAUGAAGCCUUGGACGCUGCUCAGAAAGCCCAAGGAGAUGGCAAUGCUCUGCGCCUUGACGAACACAUUGACUCGAAGGGGAACACCUUACUUCAUAUUGUUAGUGACCCUGAGAUUACAGUUCGUAUCUUACAAGGGUGUGACUGUGAUCCCAAUGCGACGAAUGACAAGAGAUUCACGCCACUCAUGAUGGCGAGUAAAUAUGGACGCAUCGACCAGGUCCGAAUUCUCUUUGCGGACCCUCGAGUGGAUGUCCACCUCAAGGAAAGUCGCGGGUUGACCGCUGUUGAGUUGGCCAAGGACGACGAAGUUCGCAAUCGCAUCGAUGAUUUAAUACUUCUGUCCACGCCUCCUCCUGUGCUUGAUGAGCAGUCAGGUCGAGUGACAACUGUUGUCCGCUCAUAUUUCGUUGAAGAUGCGACGGUUCGAUUUGUUCUGAAAUCUGGUGCCCCUAGUCCGGCCGCAGACAAUCCGGAUUCUCGGCCUGCAUCGGGCACGACAUACACCGUCACAACAUGUCGCCGCACCUUUUCAGAUUUUGAGAACCUCGCUCGAUGUCUUUCGACCGAGCACCCCGCUUCAUACAUACCAUCAUUGUCAGACUUUCGUAACCCGUUCCAGAUUCAUUCCAAACCAUCUCGCUCUGUGCUUCAUGACAUGCAAGAGAAACUUGACAAAUUCUUGAAGGUUCUAUUGUCUCAUCCGACCUUCGCGACCCACGAAAUGCUCUGGGAGUUCUUCCUUGUUCCGGAGCUUCAGCCGGACAUGAUGGCAGAUCGGUCGCAUCGAAAAGCCCAAGUACUUGCGGAGUCAAUCAACGACGACUAUGCCCCCGUCACUCCAGAAGGUAUGAGGGAAACCGAGCAAUUUGUCUCGCAUGCUCAGGACAUGGUUCGAGCCGUCCAUGUGAACACGCGCAGUUUGAUUCGUCGUGGCCACGCUCUUCAGAACUCUGCGUCUGACAUGGCGGACGCAUUGGCUCUCUGCUCCGCGUCGAUUUCCACUCUUAAGGAUCCGUCGCAGGCACUUCCCCAGUCCCAUGUCGAUGCAUUUAUCCGCUACGCCCUGUGUCUCUCGACAUCAUCCUCUAACUCGUCGCCUCUAUUGCAAUUUGUCGCAGCGUUCACUUCCAUUGAUAACACCACUACGGCUGUACUCACGUCCCUCUCGCGGCCUAUAUCGCUCAUUUCCAAUUUGUCUUCGACGAACCGAAACCUCUCACGGUCUCGCUCGUCCCUCCUCUCGUCGUCCCUCCCACGGAAAUUCAACCUCAACUUCCCUGGGCUGGAAGAGUCGCGACAAAAGUCGGUCCGUGAAUUGGAAAGCAAGAUUCAGGAACAUGAAGCGCAAGUGGCGCGCCUCUCUCGUGAGAUCUCGUGGAAUAAAGAUGUAGUGGUUGGGGAGCUCGCGGGCUGGACCUCAUGGCGGGAGAAGAUUGGUCGAGACGCAAUCCGGUCAUUUGUCAAGGCCACAUUGGUUCGUGAGAAGGAACGAGGGAAGAGGCUCGAGCGGUGCUUGAGGAGUGUACAUGAGAUGCAGUAAUGAGUACUAGGUAGGAGUUCAAUCCCGCUAAAGGGGGCUAAGCGCAAAGUAAUAAAC